Molecule: messenger RNA, 4794 nt
Organism: Trichoderma aggressivum f. europaeum
Lineage: Eukaryota; Fungi; Ascomycota; Sordariomycetes; Hypocreales; Hypocreaceae
Exons: 2
Coding region: 1-4794 (1597 amino acids)
Molecular function (GO): protein binding
Source: RefSeq, a predicted model, not a curated record
AUGUUCUUGAAACAUCUUUCUUCUAAAGUAAAGGAAAAGCUCCCUCACCGUCAGAGCAGAUCUCGCAGUCCGUCAUUAAGAGAGGGUCCUCAGCCAAGUCUUCAGGAUGUUCAAACAAGUACAUCCACCCCGAGCGACAUACCGCCGGUCCCAAAUUCUCUUCAGAAUGUCUCUGCUGCUACUCAGGUCUCACAAAGCCGUCAAUCUCUGCCCAUCUUAGAAAUCACCAAACCAGCAAGCGCACACGGAUUAGAAGUUCAAGGUCCCGCCCGAGAUUCUGCUUUGGAUUCGGCACCAGUUACUGGUAGCGAAAAUGAGAAGUUGGCACAGUUAGUACCCGAAACGAUCUGGGAUCGUGCAUAUGACGCAUUGAAAACCGAGGAUGCUGCAUUGGUACAAGCAUAUGAGAGAAUUUUAUCGAGCAAGCUUCAAAAUACAAAUGUCACGGCCGACGUGAAUGUCAUCAACCAGCAUGACAAGGAAAAGAGAAGAAGUCAAAUGCAUCAGCUAGUCAAGAACGGCUUGGACAAAAUUUCGCAGGAAACAAAGGUCAAGUCACUCGUCGGUUCAGUUUUACAAACAGUCAAUCUCGCCCAAAAUAUCGUCACCGAAGUAGUCAAGGAUGUACCACAAGCUGCUAUUCCAUGGGCCGCAGUCUGCCUUUCACUUGAGCUUUUAACAAACCCCAUAUCUGAGACUGAAGCAAAUUGCAAAGGGAUUAGCCAUGUGGUAGAGCAAAUGAAUUGGUACUGCGAGCUAGCUGGGCUUCUUUUCAGCGACAAAUCCGGUGGUGCCACGGCCGGAAUCCAACAGGAACUGCAGACGAAACUCAUCGAUCUGUACAAGAAGCUACUUUCUUUCGAACUCAAGAGUAUAUGCUCUUAUUACCGCCAUCGAGCACUUAUUUUUCUAGGCGAUCUCAUCAAGCUUGAUGAUUGGGAGGGGAGCCUUAGGGCUGUUCAAGACGCCGAGGCCUUCUUCAAUGAGCAUGUCCGCGUGUUUCAAAGCGUCGACCUAGGACAAGACGUGAAGCAGCUCGUUGCUCAUGCAAAAGAUGAACAGGAAUAUCGAAAGACAGAUGACGACAAGAAAUGUCUGAGAGAUCUGUACAUCACUGAUCCGCGAAUGGACAAGAGCAGAAUUGAAUCAACCAAAGGGGGCUUGAUUCAGGACUCGUACCGUUGGAUUCUCAACAAUUCAGAGUUCAAAACUUGGCUCCGUGACGAUGACAAACGGUUGCUUUGGGUAAAAGGUGAUCCGGGCAAGGGUAAAACAAUGCUUUUGUGUGGUAUCGUCGAUGAAAUCAAACGGAGUGCCUCACACGCCAAUGCCAUCUCGUUCUUUUUCUGUCAGGCAACCAUUCCAACAAUCAACAACCAUCUUGCUGUGUUACGCGGCCUCAUAUGGCUGCUUGUUGAGCAACAGCCAUCCCUCAUUUCUCACAUAAGAGCAAAAUACGAUCCUGUCGGCAAUGAACUAUUUGAAGGACCCAACGCGUGGUACAGUUUGGCAAAUAUUUUCCGCAGCAUUCUACAAGACGAAAAGUUAACCACGACACAUGUGAUUAUUGAUGGCCUCGACGAAUGUACUACCGGUCUGAAUGAGCUACUUGGACUUAUUAAAGAAGUCUUGCCUUCAAGAAAUGUCAAGUGGAUCCUCUCUAGUCGGAACUGGGCAAACAUUCGGGAAAGCCUCGAGGAUGCCGGUGCCGAAGGCGUGAAUCUCAGUCUUGAGGUGAACGCCACCGUUGUGGCAGCUGCUGUGGAUACAUACAUUUCCUAUAAAGCAUCCCAGAUACCACUCUUGAAACAAGACGCUGAUUUGACAGAGGAGGUAUGCAAUCUGGUACGAGAAAAGGCCAAUGGAACUUUCCUUUGGGUGGCAAUCGUUUUCCAAGAACUGCAGCAUUUGAAUAUCCAUUACGAUGACCGCUCAUCUGUGUUAGAGCGGUUGAACGGAUUGCCAAAGGAUCUUACUGAGCUCUAUGAUAGAAUGUUGCACCAAAUCGGACAUCUAGAAAAGAGAGAGUCUGAGUUAUGCGAAUCUAUCCUUGGGAUCACCGUGCUGGCUUAUCAGCCUUUGCGUCUUCAAGAGCUGGCGACUCUGGCAAGCUUCAAAGGGAAUCUCACUCGACCAUCCACGCUUCAAAGCCUUAUACAUAACUGCGGGUCUUUCUUAACGGUCAAGGACGAAAUUAUCUACUUUAUACAUCAAUCGUCUAAAGAAUAUCUGACUAGCAACAGCGCAGCUCAAUCUACCCUAUUCCCAAAUGGUGUCAAGGAAAUUCACCAUAACUUGGCUAUGCAUUCAAUCAACGCUAUGGAACAGAGAUUAUGCCGAAAUAUCUACAAAUUGGACAAUAACGCAAUACUUCUUGCUGAUAUUAAGACACCCGAGCCCGACCCGUUGAUCUCUUUGAGAUAUCCUUGCUCUCACUGGCUUCAACACAUCUGUGACUCAAUCUCCAAUUCGGACAAUACAGCUGAUCAACCUAUUUUAAACCACACUAAGAUAUUAACGUUUCUGAAAGAACACGUUCUUCAUUGGCUCGAAGCCAUGAGCUUGUUGCGAAUUCCGCCGGGUGGCAUUCCAUACAUCAGCCGUUUUGAGGGCUUACUUGAGAGAUACUCUUCUAACAGCGAACUUUCACAAAUGGUCUACGACAUUCGUCGGUUUACACAGCACAACUCAUGGAUCAUUGAUCAUGCUCCGCUUCAGAUAUACCUCUCCGGGAUUCUAUUUAGCCCUAAACUUAGUAUCGUGAGAACUCUUUUCGAAGAAGAGCUACUAUCUUGGAUUACAACUAAGCCGCUCGUUGGAAGUCAUUGGAGCCUUCUUCUACAAACAAUAGAGGUCAAGUCCCUGCUAAUCCCAGCAGCAAUCUCAGCCGACAAUAAGAUUGCAGUGUACGAUUAUGAUACCAAGGAGGUAAAAGUCUGGGACACUACCUCAGGAACGCAAGUCCAGACACUCAAAUGUAAAGAAUUGGUCAGCCAGCUCGUUUUUUCUGGCGAUUCUAAACGCAUCUUGGCAGCAACUGGGGGCCCUGCUAUUUCAUGGGACGUAGAUUCCGGCGCCAGACAUCGUCAAGCAUGGUCUCCUGGUUAUCAUUCGUCUCUCUCCCGAGAUGGCCUGUUUUUGGCUUCACACGCAUCUGAAUUUGCUAUUCAGAUUCAAAACUUAGCUACAGGAGCACAGGUAUCUCUCGUGAACGACGGUCACGAUUAUCAGGGGGAUAAGAAUAAACAAUUAGUGAGACUAUCGAAUAACGCCAAGUUUCUGGCAUUUGGCUGGGAUGAGAUGACCAUAUGGGAUGUUGCUGCACACAAGGAGCAUGUGCGUCUCAACACAUUAGGAGGGCGCCACAGGCAAGUCUGUUUUUCAAGUGACUCCAAAUUCAUGGCAUGGGAGUCAGGCGCUGUUCAAAUCUGGGACUUGACUACGGAAAAGGAAAUUCAGAUCCUUCAUAGAGGAGGCCAUCAUAACAGCGAGCCUUUUACAUCACUCGAGUUCUCACCCAACUCUAACCUCGUGGCUGGAGGACCUGACUCUAACCUCGUGGCUGGAGGGUGCUGGGGUAACAUUUGGAUUUGGAACGUCAAAACUGGUACCGUGCAGACGCGACUGAACAUUAGUAGGCAGCAACCGUACGGCCUCGCCUGGUCUCCAAACUCCAAAAUUCUAGCAUCAACAAACUUUGAAAAUAUCACAAUAUGGGACAUGGCCACUUCCGCAGAGACAGAGGAUGUUCAAAGCACCAAUGAUGGAAAUGAUGACUCUUUAGACCUCUCGAAAAUGACAUUCUCCCAUAACCCCAAUCUUGUGGCUACAAUUUCACAAACGGGCGUUAUCAAAGUUUGGGAUAUAGCUACCGAUAGAGAUGUGGCGGAAUUUGUGAAAAGGGAUCUUGUUAACAAGGUGAACUUUCCGCCAGAUCCCAAGCUUCUACAUGCAGACGAUGGAGAGCAAAAUGUCAAAGCGGGUGACAUCAUUCCGGGGCUACAAGAGACUGGUUUCUGGGAAUUUUCGGGAUAUAAGCCAUGCAAGCAUAUUGCUUUUUCGAACAAUGGCGGAUAUUUCGCUGCAAUUACGGACGACAUCACUAUAUGGAAGACGUCCACAGGGGAAGUGAUUUUCCAGUCUACAGUCUUUAACCGGGGUAUCACGACAAUGGCAUUCUCCAACAAUGCACAGUACAUCAGCCUUUUACUGACAGACCGGAAACUGGUAGUGUGGGACAUCACUACCGGUGACAACGUCAUGUAUGUCAAGGAUCAUAUUUGCGAAAAUUAUGAUGGUGAAGAAUGGUGCAAAUGCGACAUCUCUGAACUCCCUUACCCCGGCGGUGAUUCAUCAGUCAUUGCCAUCUCCAACAAUGGCAAGCAAGCGCUUGUUAGGAGUCCUUUCGGGGGAGAGAUCUGGAUAUCUACCGUGGGAGAGAAAAGAACUAGGCUCAUUCUUGGAAGCAUCACUUCGCCAACUUUCGGGUCUAGGGAAUCGUAUAUUGGAACGGCUCGUGGUUUCAUCAACAUAAAGGACCUUGAUACCGGAUACGAGACACCGGAUAGUUACAAGACUAUCACUUCGGAGCAACUUCGUUUUGAAGGAUACGGUCUGAGCGCCGAUAGGAGCUGGAUCACUUGGAAUGAGAAAAAGAUUCUAUGGCUACCAGUUACUUAUCGUCCAAUUUCUUUGGCGCAUGAUUCCCUCAACAUAUCUCCUCUUGGCAUCUCCAUUUCCGCCGGUUCGAGUACUGAUAUGGAGAUUCGAUUUUCCGGGCCACCCCCAGCAUAG